Molecule: messenger RNA, 1401 nt
Organism: Haemonchus placei
Lineage: Eukaryota; Metazoa; Nematoda; Chromadorea; Rhabditida; Trichostrongylidae
Source: the annotation of a GenBank genome assembly
AUGCGAGGCUUACGGCUACUUUCACUAGUUACGGAGACGUAUUUGUGCUGUUCAUGCAAAUCCUUACGUACCAAAGACAGCGAACGCUAUUGUCAGCCAAUUCCAUCCUGUAAAAUUCGAGAUGGUUUCUUCAUAACGGAUCCGUUGAAUACAUUUCGAGCACAUUUCUGUGUUCCCAAGAGUACACCACAGGCCACUGCACGUCGUCUAAUAAUUGAGCGAUGCAACGAGCUACGAGCGGGACCAUGUGCAAAGCCUACAAGGAAUGUAGUCGAGGAGAUACUGUCGGAUAUCACAUCGCCAAAAUUCGAUGCCUUCCCGAUGGGGGAAAGGCGAAAGAUGGUGGAACAGAUUGCAUCCCCUUAUGGAAAUGCUCGGGAGAACCUUCGUCGAACCUUGCAGCGAAACCAGCAGAGGGGAUUAAAUCCUACUCCACCUCGUCCUCGAUUAACGGGUAAAACAAGAAAGCGUCGCAUCAGAGCUCAAGCUUAUUCACUUGCCGAAGAAGAGGCGAAGAUGGCUACAAAGCAGCACAGGUUGCCUGUUCACACUGUUCCAAGGCAAAAAUUAGUCUGCGCCGAACCUAUUCGCACCCUAGUCUUCAUGGAUCUAGCUAGCACACAUAUAUAUCCAGGCUACAGUGAGGCGCAGCGGCGAAUAUCUCCGCAGUUGCUGAACGAACCCGUGCAAUGUACGAAUACAUUGAAGAGGUUUAUUAUACAAAUGGUGCGUCGUGCUCGUCAUGAUCUUGAGUUAAAAAGAAGUUUUGCCGAGGAAUGGCCAUCGAUCAGGAAGUUUUUGGACGACUGUGCAAAACCUGUUUGUUUGAUCGCACACAAUGGAAUGUUUUUUGAUUUUCGUACCCUCUAUGGUGAGCUGCAUAGGUGUGGUUUCAUCGAAAAGGGAAUGGGCAUCCCAAAAGGAGUCGUCUUUGUGGAUUCUACAUUAGCAAUCCGUGAAAUUGAAAACAUCUACUGUAAAGAGGUGUGCGAAGCCACGAAAAAGCUAACAUCGGUGAAAGCUCAUGUGGCCGCACCGUCUGAAGAUAUAUCAGAAUGCAGAGAAGAAGUAAAAAUCCACACAAGAUAUUUAGUCCCUCGAGAAGGUCCGCGCAAAGCAUCGGGCUCAAUUCAGUGGCAAACAGAAACCGAUGAGGAAUCCUGUAACGAACAUCCGCUCAGUGUCUUCAAUGUACAACUAUGGCCUGCUGCCAAAAUGAGGCGAAUUCGCCCAGAAUUUUUCAGGCAAGACGGAAGAGGUCGUUGGGAGUUUAGUAUGAUUGCUGCUAGAGAAGCACUGAGAGACGACUUGCCUGUACUUUACGAAGCGGUGGUGAAAACGCCCCUGUUAGCCCAUUUCACCCAAGACGAUGCUGAGGCUUUAAUGCAGGUUCGUAGUUAA